Messenger RNA from Aspergillus mulundensis, 1272 nucleotides. RefSeq names its product putative Rad51 family DNA repair protein. The record is from RefSeq and is a predicted model, not a curated record. Gene Ontology annotation, molecular function: four-way junction DNA binding. The transcript has 2 exons. Gene Ontology annotation, biological process: DNA strand invasion; double-strand break repair via homologous recombination. Bases 1 to 1272 code for a protein of 423 amino acids. Lineage: Eukaryota; Fungi; Ascomycota; Eurotiomycetes; Eurotiales; Aspergillaceae. Gene Ontology annotation, cellular component: replication fork; centrosome; Rad51B-Rad51C-Rad51D-XRCC2 complex.
AUGGCCGCUAGUUUCGGGGAGAAACUGCUGCAAGAAGUGCACGAGGAGGGCUUGGAUGAGUUGCUACAUGACUUGAGAGUGCUGCAUCGCGACCAUUCAGGCAGCACCGAGACUCGCUUCGGUGUCGCAGGCAUUGAUGAGCUCCUGGGGCUUUUUUGGCCAUCCUCCCAGUCUCUACAUCAUAUACCCAGUAUAGGGGAACAUAACGCUAUUGACGAGGUUGAUGAUGACCCUGUCGCGGUAGAUCAUGACCCGACACAUUUCGAAGUGUCUGUUCACCCAGCGUUUCUUAGUCGGCCGUAUCCCGUCCUUGAGAUAUCUAGCACUUCUUCUGCGGCUGGAAAAUCUGAGGUGCUGUACUAUCUGACUGCCCUAACAGUGCUUCCGUUCGAGUUCAACGGGAUCUCGCUCGGCGGACUCAAUUCCGCCGUCGUCUUCAUUGACGCUGAUGGCCGCUUCGAUGCCGAGCGUCUACACGCCAUCGCUCGCGGAAUCGUCCUCGACAAACUUCGCACCGAGGAUAAGCCUAGUGCCGACUUGCGAGCUGCAGUUGAGUCUAUGCUUCUUGCCUCUCUGCAGCACAUCCACGUCUUCCGGCCACAGUCAUCCUUGGCGCUACUCGCUACGUUGCAAACUCUGGACGCAUAUCUACUUAAUCUUCCCCUGCAUGCCUCAGCUAACCGGGCUCUCCACGCUAUAGUCCUUGACAGUGCAACUGCCUUUUUCUGGCAAGACAAGCUACAAGAUGAAGUUGCACGCACUGAGGAUAUCGGCCAAUCAGCGGCCGAGAUAGAGCGCAGGCGCCGCGAGAGAGAGACCUUCCAUCUUGCAGAUCUCUAUGCAGACCUGGUCGCAAGUUUGAAGCGGUUACAGGGUGCCUUCGAUUGCGCCGUCAUAUAUACCGCUACCUCCUUCAGUGGUAAAUCAGCGGAGAAACCAUCCAUGCCGCAUGGCUCGUAUAACCCGUUAGACACCGCACUUAACACUCCGUCUUUUCGGUCCCCGCUACCGUCUCCCUGGGGUUUGUUUCCUACGCUCCGGCUGGUGCUCCAGCGGGAGGCGGUUCGGCCGUUCCCACCUGGCGUGACCGUUCAAGAGGCGGAAAGAGAUGCGCCCAUGCGGCAGGAGGUGGUUAUGCGAGGGGAAUUCCUGGGGUCAGUGAAUAGCUGGGGCCGGGAGGACUGGCCACAGCGGAUACUAGAGGCGCUGAAGAGGCGAGGAGGAGGGCAGUUUUCUUUCAAUGUUGGCCGAAAGGGUGUUGCAUUUUCCUGA